GGAUAAAGCUAUGCAUUGGCAACCCAGUAGAUUGUGAGCUUCUCGAUCUUAUCCAAACCGAAGUUGGAAAUCUUCAGGAGUGUGUCACGCUGUUUAAUGAAGACUCAAAGGCGGAUAAGGUACAAACAAUCGCAAUUUCUACACAACAGGACAAAACUUUAACUGAAAUAAUAAAACGGACCACAAGUAAACAAGAAUCUAAUUAACAGCAAAACUCGAACACUAUAGCGACACGCAAAGCUAGUGAUUAACACCGCUUACCGAUUAUUCAUGCCACAAUCAACCCGAUACCGAUUUUAUAAUGACGUCAUAAUAUCAGUCGACCGAGUAAAGGCGACGUCAUUCAUGUCAAUUUUUUAACGAUAAUUUCCAACGUAACAUGUUACUGCGCUGGCUGCAACCCAAGAUCGUUACUACAACCAAAGAUUAAUUUAACAUAUUGAGUUAAAACACAACAUGUAUCAACGUGCAAUGCAUAUAAUUUUUAAAGUGUGUAUUUUCUCAACAAUCGGUUUUUGAAAGUCGUAAAUAUAGAUAAUUCUACCAAUUCCGAUUGUCUAAUGAUAAGGCAAAAAUCGUCCGACGCCAAUACCGAUACAGAUUAUCGGUCAAUCACCACUCAAAGCAACUAGCUCUUCUCUCCAGCUCCGAGAAAGGAAAAAGUGGUAGCAAUGAACCGCAACUGUAAAGAACAACAACGACUAACAGCGAGGGGGAAACAACAACAAGGGGCUUCGGUUGCGAAGUGGUUAGCACACUUGCCUUUCACCUCUCAGGUCGCAGGUUCAAAUCUCAGUGAGAACCCAGUCCUCAUGUGAAAAGAGUAAAAGUCAAACGCUCUGCCGAAAGUCGUGGGUUUUCUCCGGGUACUCCGGUUUCCUCCCAAAGGGAAAGUUGACAGGUUGGGUUAGGUAAAAGUGCCCACAGUAAUUGGCAUAUGCUGUUGUGGUGACCCUUCCCUAAUUGGUAUAGCUAAAUAAACAACAACAACAACAACAACAACAACAACAACAACAACAACAACAACAACAACAACAACAACAACAACAACAACAACAACAACAACAACAACAACAACAACAACAACAACAACAACAACAACGACAACGACGACAGUCAUGAUAGAGACAAAUCGUCGACGUUGCUCAAGGUGCUGUUACAGUGCUGAUUUUCAAGUUCUAUCAUCAACCUUGUGCCCUAUAGCAUUGUGUAUAGCAUUGCUUGUUUUGACCAAAAUUAUUGUAGGGUAAGUUGCAAAAAGCGUUGCAAACAGAACAGUACAUGUGGUGUUCUUGGGCUUACUUAGGGGUCGGUCAUUAUUUAUGGCGGUGGUGGCACCGAAGAGAAAAGGUAAAAAGUUGGGUAAACACAAUGUCGAGUAAGUAAAAAGUUGGGUAAAUGAAAAACAAAACAACUCAAUGUUUGGGUAAUAAAAAUGUGUUGUCAUUUCCAAAGCAUGAUUCACUCAAAUACUGAAGACUAAAAAGCAAUGUCAACAGUCAUCUGUCAAUACAAUAUGUAAAUCAAUCAAUCAAUCAGAGUAACUAUCUUGAUAAUUUUCCUAUGAAAAAAUGAAUAUGAUGGAGGCUAAUGCCGGUGUACAUGUGCCAACAUGAAACUUUAACUGCAGAAAAUUGCACAAACAAUUAUCAAACUUACGUUCACGGAAGUGGUGAUGUGUGGCCAGGGGUGGGUAUUUGUUUUUUAAUUGAUAUUUGAGGUUGGCUAAAACUUUUUCGACUUUUUAAUGGCCAAAUCAGCGAAAAUGUUUCCAAGAAAAACAUUACUAUUUGGUGCCACCCUCGUCCAUAAUGACCGGUCCCUUAAUUCAUUUAAAUUUCUAACUAACACAUCAAUAUAUUAAUUACACCAUAUUACAUUUUUUGCAGGAAAGGCUGCUACACAGUUUACAAACUUUUCAAACUUCAUUGAGUAUUGAGAUCUGUGACCUAAGACACAGACAAGUACUCACUGAAGAAAAUGUUGAUAGACUUAAACUGGAACAGCUUACAUUGCAUAAUCAAUAUGUCAGCACCAUUCAAGAUGUCAAAAACGAAGUUGCUAAAAUUGCAACUACCAAUGAUGAAAUUCCAUAUGUCUUUCGUGCUCCAAGAAAAAAUCCUUGGUUUGGUGGUCGUUUGUCUGAACUGCAAGAUUUGGCAAACCUUCUUCCAUUAGAUGAUACCAGUCAACCUAAAGUAAACAUCGCAGCUGUGUGCGGUUUGGGUGCAGUGGGCAAAACAAGUUUGGCUGCCGAGUUUGCACAACAGAGGAAGGAUUUCUAUACUGGAGGCGUUUAUUGGUUUUCUGGUGAAGACGACACUACGUUUGAAAACAGUGUUUACGAUGUUGCUACGCGCUUCAGUACACAAAGUGACUCGUUUGGACUUACCUUUUCAGCAACAUUGGCAAAGAUAUCUCGGAACAAAAACCCGUGGUUGAUUGUUCUUGAUAACAUGGAUCAAUUAAGCCUUUCAUCCAAUAUUGUUAAGUUGGUAUCUGGACCUUGGCAACUUGAUGCGUCUGGUCACAUUCUAAUUACCACGAGAAGAAACCCACUGCUUUAG
Paramuricea clavata is the source of this 2567-nucleotide messenger RNA. The record is from the annotation of a GenBank genome assembly. Lineage: Eukaryota; Metazoa; Cnidaria; Anthozoa; Malacalcyonacea; Plexauridae.